UAGGACUUAAAAGGAUUGACUGUUGGAGAACAAGCACGUAGGAGAGGACAUGUUGUUUUGCUCUUUGGCUACAUAAAGGUCUGUCAAUUGCAAAAUGGCCUGCCAAAAUAUUGAAACAGACAUCAGUUUUGCACAGGAUUUGAUCACCUGCAGCUUGUGCCAAAAUGAAGUAGAUUUCUCCUGUAACUCGUGCAGGGUACGACUUUGUUGUGCUUGUGUUGGUAAACAUAUGAUUUCUACAUCCUCCGAGAAUCACGAACUAGUGAGAUACUCUCUAAAAUAUGAAACAUUGCAAAGUCCACUGUGUCCAACUCACAUUCACCAAAAAUGUGGAAUAUAUUGUAAGCAAUGUGAAAUUCCUGCAUGCGAUAAAUGUGUUGUUUCAACUUGCCACAAAAACCAUGAUUUUGUUGAAAUUAAGGAUGUUUAUCAAGCAAAGAAAACAAUCAUCAAACAGGACACAACUAUUCUUAAAGAGCAGAUUGCUCCAGAAUACGAAAAGAUUGUCGAGCAGUUGGAGGAAUGGAUAAACACUUUACCCAAAAAUAACGUAGCCCUGAAAUCACAAGUGCAUCUGAGAGGCAAGGUCUUACAUGAAUUCGUCGACAAAGUUGUCAACGAACGCAUCAGUGAUAUUGAUAAUAUGGAACAGCAAAACGCUGAAAGUUUGAAGAAACAUUUAAAAGCUUUCAAAGGCAAAGUUGGAGCUGUACGUCAGACCAUUAGAGAAAAUGUCGCUCUUUUACAAUCGUGGGACUCUAAACUUCUUCAUUUUUGUUCCAAUGUCGAUCAAUAUAGAAAUGUAUCUUCUUUUCCAGAUGAUAUUUACAACAUAGAAUUCGUUCCUGAUGCAUACAGCACAAAGGAUCUCUCGGAAAUUUUAGGCGAUCUUAGUUUUUCCAAAGUAAAACCAUUCCAGGAAAACAUUACCAGAACAGAAAUUGAACGGUCGCUGCGAAACAUCUCUUCGAAAAUCGUCAUGGAUGAUCCAGAAAUCAUCGCCAAUAUUUCAACAGAAUAUGAAUCGCUAUAUGACAUCGCUUGUCUAGAAAAUGACCAGGCAUGGGUAAAUGGUGGGGGCAUAAUGACAAGAUUAGAUAUAAAAGGAAAGGUAUUUGAAAAAAUUAACACAGCAAAUAAUUCUCCCGCUAAUGGCCUUGCCGUCAACAAUGAUGGGGAACUACUGUAUUCAGAUUAUAAUGAAGAAAAAAUAUAUUUGGUAAAACAUGGAAAACCCAGAACUCUGAUUAAAACGCAAUGGGGACCGGGUGGUAUCUGCUUGAGUGCAUCCGGAAAAAUCCUUGCGGUUACUUGUGAACGGAGGAGGGGAUUAUAUCAAGUCGAAGUAUUUGAUUUGAAGAGUGGAAGUUACAUCAAACGAUUUGAACUCUUUCAACUUAAAGGUGGCAGAUAUCUUACAUUUUACUUAUCAGAAAAUAUAAAUGGCGAUAUAUGUAUUGCAGACUUGAACGCAAAAAUCGUUCUUGUUUUCAACCGAGAGGGUAACCUUCGCUUUCACUACGGAGGAAAAAGUCUUCAUCAUAGUUUUCAUCCAUAUUACAUUGCAACAGAUAGUCAGGGACAUAUUCUUGUAUCUGACAAUGGAAAUAACUGUGUCCAUAUCCUUAGCAUAGAUGGAGAAUUGAUCUCAGUCAUAGAUAAGCUUAGAUUAGAAGAUCCACAUGGGAUAAGCAUUGACAAAGAAGACAAAUUAUGGCUCGUUGAAAAAUCAGGAAAGAUAAACGUAAUACAAUAUUUGAAAUAAAUAUCAAUUCAGUAGAACAUACGAUCUACUAAUGACUUGGUUUAUAAAUGAUCUAGACAUUUAGUGUACAUAUCCUGAAUUCUAAGUGGUACACGAACAAUUUGUCGUGUUUUGUUAUGGAGAGUCCAUAUCCGCAACGAACAACAAACUAUCUGCUACGGUACCGGCAACCUCGGAACUCGUACUUUAUCUUGACUCUCUUUGUGACUUAUGCAUGUAUCUAUUUCAAGUUAUUAGGCUGAAAGCUUGUGAUUUAUAAAUCAUGCUUUGCUGGUUGAAAUUGAUUUAAAGAUUCUGAAAAAGAGUAGAAAACUCGGGGGAAAACGUGUGAAGUUUGAAACAACAUUUGUAAUUAUAUGUAAAUGUUCUUAUUAUUUUUACAGCAGAGUUUUGAAUUAUAACUUAUACACUAGUGUUUUUCAUAGAAACACUUUGAAUGUCCCUUUCUGAUAAAAUUUCACCAUCGAGAAGGGAUUACAAUUUAGCUUUAAGGAUGUUGAGUUUAAUUGAAUUCUGUGUGAUGAAUUUUAACGAAAAAUACUAAUAUGAAUAGGAACAUGCAUUAAUCACAAGUUAUCAUAAUCAUGAAUUAUAAUUAUAUUAUAAUUAUUAUUAUUUCCCUUAAAUAAAAGCAGAAAUAUAUGAAUAUCGAGAAUGGUGUCGUGAACAUGAAGUCAACUCACAUAGAAAACAUUUCUUAACGCUGUCACUUUUUACACAUUUUUUUUUAUGUACAUUUAGAUGUAUGGAGGUAUAUGAACUCCUAAUUGCUGUUUAUGACAGGCUCAAUUCUUUCUCAAACGUUUCUUAAAAUUCAUUUUGAAGAAAAUUAGAAGAAAAAAAUAUCAGAUGGUAAAAAAUAAUAAUUUUCCCUGUAUUUUUGCUUAGUUCUGUUAAUGAAAUACCGUUUAUAACAUGAUUUAAUAAAUAUAAGCCACAGUUUAAA
Molecule: messenger RNA, 2711 nt
Organism: Saccostrea echinata
Lineage: Eukaryota; Metazoa; Mollusca; Bivalvia; Ostreida; Ostreidae
Product: E3 ubiquitin-protein ligase TRIM71-like
Exons: 2
Coding region: 95-1765 (556 amino acids)
Biological process (GO): proteasome-mediated ubiquitin-dependent protein catabolic process; protein polyubiquitination
Molecular function (GO): protein binding; ubiquitin protein ligase activity; zinc ion binding
Source: RefSeq, a predicted model, not a curated record